AUGAGUUGUAUAUCUAUUGAAAUCGAUGAAAAUACCUCGCAAGCUGCUGAUCAGAUGGAUUUUGAGGCACGUGAUGAUGAGCAAGUCGGUGUUGAUGACCAGGUCUGCGAGGAUGACCAAAUUUGUGGGGAAGACCAAGUCUGUGAAGAUGGGCAAGUCGGUGUUGCUGCCAAGGAGCACGUUAUGAAUAAGACGUUGCUGCAAAUGGUCCUCUCCAAAAAACAAGUGCAUUUGGUUAGUGACUACGUGAGCCCUUCAAAUAUCCGAAUUACAAUAUUCCCUUUCCAGAGUUUGGCCAAACGUUGGGUGGAAUUUUAUUUGGAGAGCCCCACUGCAGCCUUGGUGUCUCUGUUGCAGUUUGUGGUGGAGGCCAGUGGAAGUCAGUACCGGAUUCCAGAGGAUACUUCAAUGCCAUUCGUGUACAGUGACAUCCUCACCCACAGCUCAUUAUAUUUUCCCAAUACCUGCAUAUAUCCACUGAUUAGGAAGCCCGCCGACGUCUUUGUGCACCAGGUGGACACCUUUUUGAAAGCUCUGCUGCUGGUCGCCAAUGAAAUUCCUGCAGACAAAUACAACAUAUUUCUGACCGAGAUGACGAGUUUCGUGUUGGCCUGCUCGGAGUCUAGUACUCGUACUUUUCGCCAUACCGGCACCAUGAUAGGCCUGAAGAUAAUGACCAUAUUGAGCGAUCUAAAAUCCUUAGACGAUGAAACGGUGAAGUCCUUGUGGAUGUGGAUGUUCAAAAGCAUGUUUGAAGUUCGUCGCCAGGACAUUGUGAACGAUAUACGGCUCCUCUGUCUUUCCGAACUUGGCCAGUGGUUCUCCAGAUACCCCCAUUGCUAUCUUCAGCCAUCCUGUCUCCGAAUUUUCUACGAAUCUUUGAAUGAUGCCUCGGGUGAAGUGAGGCAGUGCAGCUUGGACAAUAUUUCAAUUCUGGGCCGCAAGGAUGAGCUUCUGCCGCAGCGUGUGGCAUUGGCCACUGAAUUUCGGGAGAUCUUGCUUGAACUUUGCGUGGCCAAGGAGGAUGAGAUAUCUGAGAAAUCCUUGCGUCUCCUUACCGAUUUCUAUCAACUUGCCCCCGAAAUUCUGAGUGGUGGCGCUGGCCAGCUGCUGGAGCAACUAAUUAUGGCCGCAAAUCGUGGAUUGGCUCAGGCAGCCGCCGAUCUUUUCAUUCUGCGUAGAAACGGCUUGGAUGGAGAAUCCUUUUCCCAAAGAAUAAUUCAUCUGCUGCAGUUCUUCGUUGAUAGUGAACACGAACAGGCUGACUAUUUUGUGGAUUCCUUGUUCGACAACUGCGAAAUGAUUCUGGACUGGGAGCCCAUGAUAGCAGUGCUAAUGGAGAAUCCCAGAUGCCAUCAACAAAGCGAUAUUUAUUGCUCCUCAUUGAUUGCAAUCCUCUUAGCAGGAGUUAAGCAAGCCACCACUGGCGAGAUACCUCCGGGCAGAUAUACCAAGGAUCUGAAACGAGAGCCAAAGAAGGGCGCCCAAAAAAGGGCCACUAUGUUACUGGCACCCGUUCUGCCCGAACUCCUUCGAACGUACGCAAACCGUUUAGGAGAUAUAGAGCGACUCCUCGAACUUCCGAAAUACUUCUGCUUUGAUUACUAUCGUGCGGGGAAUAAGAUGGGACAGCUUUUGAGAUUGUUCGAUCAAUUUGACACCAUACUGUUCGAUCAGACAAGCAUCACUUUGCUGCAAACCGGAGCGGAAACUCUGGAGUUUAUGAACCGCAUGGUUCCAAACUCGCACACCAAGUCGUUCCUCAACAGCGCGAUAACCAACUACAAGAUGGCCUGGCAAAGGAUGCUCGUCCCAAACUCAGCGCAAUCUCCGCAAAAUUUGUCCACCCGACUGCUGGUCAGUCUGAGAUUGCUUACAGUCCUUAGUGGGCAUUUCAAUCUUACUGAAUGGCAGUUGACGGAGCCGCUGCUCGUCAGCCUGAAAAGGUUAGUUCGGGAGCGCAGGAUGCCGGACGGAGAUGACCUUCCGCCGGAGGCAUUGUCGCUCUAUCUGAAGGCAAGCUUUUGCUGCUUAGUCUGGAACAUGGAACACUUGAAGGAUACGUCCUUUAAUAACUUGAGCAUGGAUGAGUAUUGCGCUGACCUAAGGCAGAACCUAGAAGACUACCUUUUUGUGACCUUUUCCCUGGUUGGCAAUGGAAACAUCGAACCACUGGCAUAUCCUAGCUUUGCAUAUACAUGCGAUCUGUUUGUGCUAUUUGGAAACCUCUGUGGCAGUUCGAAUCCCUCGAUACGUUCAGUUGCGCACGUACCGUCUGGUACUGAGGUUGACAUUCUAGAGGGCUUCCUCAUGGAUAACUUGCUUGAGCUAAGUCCUUCGGAUCUCAUGAAGGAAGCCAACCGUGAAGAGCUGCAGAGGAUUCGUUCCAUCCUAACCAGCUACUUGAAACUGGUGUGCCUCGGUGUUAUGCCCUCCAUGAGAGCCUCAAAGAUCUAUAAGUAUUACGUAAAGUACCACGCUCCCUUUGGCGACAUUAUGAGAUGCUCCAUGGAACUCGCACUGCAGAUGAAUCCGGUUCACUUCGCAAUGACCUUGUUGCACACAUGCUUGCUACUUUUCGUGAAUAUCUUCGCUGAUGGUAACCCAGCUGGACAAUUGACCUUAAGGUCAGCUGAGUUCUCCGAGCUAAUAGAGCUGGCCCAUCGUUUGGCUAAACUACUGAUUUCCAAUCCCAUGGGCUAUCGCGAGUGUGUGAUCGUUUUUCACAGAUCUGGCAUAAUGUUCGUCUUUGAAGCGAUUCAGAAGAAACCUACGGUGGUAUCAAAAAAAUUGCCCUUCUUGCGGGUGCUCAAGGUUUUUGUGCCGCUGCUUUUGGUUCAGGACAAGAUAGGCAUUUUAACGUAUUUCGAGCACUUUGAGCAGGUGGUAAUACCUACAUGCAGUACGACGGAUAUGAAAUAUUUAAAGGAUUACCGAACUGCCUUGAGUCCUCGAAAAACCAAUCGCUAUUCUCAGGCAACUUAAAUCUAUAGGUCUAUGUAUAU
Molecule: messenger RNA, 3005 nt
Organism: Drosophila erecta
Lineage: Eukaryota; Metazoa; Arthropoda; Insecta; Diptera; Drosophilidae
Product: cohesin subunit SA-1
Exons: 6
Coding region: 1-2985 (994 amino acids)
Biological process (GO): sister chromatid cohesion
Cellular component (GO): nucleus; cohesin complex; chromatin
Molecular function (GO): chromatin binding
Source: RefSeq, a predicted model, not a curated record